Vombatus ursinus (common wombat) is the source of this 2663-nucleotide messenger RNA. It is a transcript of the gene TTLL8, whose product is annotated as tubulin tyrosine ligase like 8. The record is from RefSeq and is a predicted model, not a curated record. The transcript has 15 exons. NCBI's taxonomy places the organism in Eukaryota, Metazoa, Chordata, Mammalia, Diprotodontia, Vombatidae. Gene Ontology annotation, biological process: protein polyglycylation; cilium movement; cilium assembly. Gene Ontology annotation, cellular component: cilium. Bases 1 to 2610 code for a protein of 869 amino acids. Gene Ontology annotation, molecular function: protein-glycine ligase activity, initiating.
AUGAAUUUAUCCAAACCUUUUAAAAAUCAGCCCUUUGUAGCACCUCUUCAAAUGAUGGCAUUCAGUAACUGUGCUGCGUUCUCUGUAAGGGAGAGCAGGAAGUAUCACGGAAAUCCAGAGAGGAGUGAAGUUUCAGGAAAAAGAGCCAGGAAAGGCAGAAAUGAUGAAUUAUUAAUUACAGCCAGAAUGGAUCAGAAUUAUGUUGAAAAAAGACUUUCAACAGUUUCACCUGAUGAAGAAAGAAGAGAAGAAAAUAAAGUAAACCAAGAAAUUGAUCAAGAACCAUCUCCUUCCCCCAAAUUGGACAGAUUCAAACUAGCAAGACACUUAACUGAAAAAGCAAUCAAGGACAAGAAGAUAUUUUCCAUCUAUGGACACUACCCGGUAAUCCGCAAUACUCUACGAAGGAAAGGAUGGGUGGAGAAGAAAUUCAGUUUCUUAUCAAAGAUGGUGCCAAAUGGUGAAGAUGAAUGUGAAGAAAACAAAUAUAUUGAAGAUGAAGAAGAUAAUGAGACGAUCUUUCAGAAGUCAAAUAACAUCCAUGACGUGAUGUCUAGGUUGGUAAAAACAAAAAUUCCUUACUUUCUUUGGACUAUAAAGAGGGAUGUGGUUGAUUACCAUAAUUUAAGGGGUGAUCAGAUGUUGAACCACUAUGGAAAAACAGCUUCCUUUACCACCAAGAUUGGAUUGUGCAUGAACAUGCGGAGUCUGCCUUGGUAUGUCCCAGCUAAUCCUCACUCCUUCUUCCCUCGUUGUUAUGGUCUCUGCUCCGAAGGCGAGAAACAGGAGUUCCUGGACGACUUCAGGCGGACAGCUGCAUCUAGUAUCCUGAAGUGGGUUGUCAGUCACCACAAUUAUAGCAAGAAUAAAUCCAGGGCCAAAAAAGAAGAGAAUGAUGAAGAGACGAGCCAAAAUAAAGAUCAAGCUAAUGCUGAUGAAAAGAAACUCAUAGACCUCCCAGGGCAACUCAUAGAGGUGGCUUGCAAGGUGUGUGAGGACUACCUCGGGCAGUUGGAACACAAUGACAUUGAUGUCUCGGCGGAGUCCCUGAAAACCCUCUCUGAAGCCGAGUGGAAGGAGCUGGUCCAGCAGUACUACGACCUCAUCCAUGGUGAUGCUUGUAUUUCCAGUUCAAAGAGUUACCUUUCCCAGUGUCAGAGUAUUCUGAAUAAAAUCAUGUCGGUGAACCCCCAGUCUGAAAUUGAUGGCAUGAGGAACAUCUGGAUCUUAAAGCCAGGCGCCAAAUCUCGAGGCAGAGACAUCGUAUGUAUGGACAGAGUGGAAGAAAUUAUGAAGCUUGUGACACCGGAUAACAUUCCUUCCAAGGAUAACAAAUGGGUGGUCCAAAAGUACAUUGAGACGCCCCUGCUGAUUUAUGACACCAAGUUUGAUAUUAGACAGUGGUUCCUCGUCACAGAUUGGAACCCUCUGACCAUUUGGUUCUACAAAGAAAGUUACUUGAGGUUCUCGACUCAGCGGUUCUCCUUAGACAGUUUGGACAGCUCCAUUCAUCUUUGUAACAACUCCAUCCAGAAGCAUUUUAAGAACGCCAAGGACCGCAGCCCUCUGCUCCCCUGCUACAACAUGUGGACCAGCACCAAGUUCCAGGAGUACUUGAAGAGGCGGGGCCAGGGCCACAUCUGGCACAACAUCAUCUACCCGUCCAUGAAGAAGGCCAUCACCCACACCAUGAAAGUGGCCCAGGACCACGUGGAGGCCCGCAAAAACAGCUUCGAGCUCUACGGCGCCGACUUCAUCCUCAGCAAGGAUUUCAAGCCGUGGCUCAUCGAGAUCAACUCCAGCCCCACCAUGUUCCCGUCCACACCUGUCACAGCACAGCUUUGCGCCCAAGUACAAGAGGAUACCAUCAAGGUCGUUGUUGACAGAAAAACUGACCGCAACUGUGACAUUGGCAACUUUGAACUCCUGUGGAGACAGCCUGCUGUGGAACUGCCCCCAUUCAGCGGCCCCAACCUCUUCGUGGAAGGCUUCAACAUUCAGAAAGGAAGGAGACAUAUGACUCCCAUUACCAACAUCAGCCUCAGGAGCCCCCUGCCAGCUGGGCUCGUGCUGCGAAACAGAUGCUUCAGCUCCCAACAGGACCAGCUGUCUGAGCAGACAACAUCUCCCAAGCAGGACGUGAAAAUGAGAGAAGACAAGGGACCUCCCUGCCUCUUACUGAUGCCUUUGAAGAGAGGGUCGGGAAGAACGUACAAGAUAAACUCGGUCUACACAAAGACCCUCAGCAAUAUGGAAUUUCCCUCUUUUGCGAUUCGACGCCUAGAAAACAUUUCCCAUAAAGCUGUGUUUCCCAGAACUAAGACAACAAAGCUUGUGGACACUGAUAUAUUAAGUACUGCCUCCAUCGCCUCUGUGCUGCAGAGCAUCCGGUCCUUGGAGAACCCUGUGUUCCAGCCGCCCAGAGGCUCAGGUUUGCCAAGCAGCGUCCCAGCCCCUUGCCUCGUUUGCAAAGGAACGUUUCAGAUGGAAAAGACCUGCAAGCAUUGUAGCUCCUUUUGUGCCACGAUCUUACAAGGAAACGCCUAUGUCCCUCUAAAUGGGCAGAACGGCCCAUCCAAAAGAAUGGUGGGCAGCCUGCAGAACCUCUGAAACACCCACUUUCCCUAGAAAAUUUAUAGCAUCCUAAAUGGAUUCCUAGACAG